GAAUAACAACACUUUUACUCUGAAACUGGGAACCUUCACUUCUGGAAACAGACAUGCGCUGGAAAAGUGAAGUAAAAGUAGAGUGCUGCGUUGUGAACGAGACUGAAAACGGAUCUGUGUUGUCCAACGAUGAGUGAAAGGCAUGAUAUUUAUGGGAAGGAGCAGGGGGCAUUUCAGGCAGCUGCAGCGGGACAGAGCUGCAGACUUUAACUUCCGUCAUGUGUGAGGACUGCAGAGGAGACCAAGAGCUGCUAGGCAAAUGCACUGAGGACAGGAGAGACAUUAUGGGCGCGCCGGUGGAAGUUUUGGAUGAGGACGCGUCGUCGCUGCAGGCCAUGGCAUCUGCACCUCUGUUAGGGAGAGCUGUGUGCGCGAGCUGCAACGAGGAAAUUGUGGAUAAAUAUUUAUUAAAGGUUAACGACUUGUGCUGGCAUGUGCGCUGUCUCUCGUGCAGCGUGUGCCAAACUUCACUUGGCAGCCACACGAGCUGUUACAUCAAAGAAAAAGAAGUGUUCUGUAAACUGGAUUACUUCAGAAGAUACGGGACGUGGUGCGCGUGCUGCGGCCGGAAUAUCCACUCCACAGACUGGGUCCGCCGGGCCAAGGGGAACGUCUACCACCUGGCCUGCUUCGCCUGCUUCUCCUGCAAGAGGCAGCUGUCCACCGGGGAGGAGUUCGCUCUGGUGGAGGAGAAGGUUCUCUGCAGGGUGCACUACGACUGCAUGCUGGAUAACCUGAAGCGGGCGGUGGAGAAGGGAAACAGUGUCAACAUGGAGGGGGCUGUGCCCACUGAGCAGGAGAUUAACCAGCCCAAACCCUCCAAGAGAGCGCGCACCAGCUUCACCGCCGACCAGCUGCAGGUGAUGCAGGGCCAGUUUGCCCAGGACAACAAUCCAGACGCACAGACGCUGCAGAAGCUGGCGGAGCAGACGGGUCUCAGCCGGAGAGUCAUACAGGUCUGGUUCCAGAACUGCCGAGCCCGCCACAAGAAGCACGUGAGCCCCAACCACAGCUCCAGCACCCCCAUGAACUCCCUGCAGUCCAGCCGCCUCUCGCAGCCCACCCCCACCCCAGAGGAGCUGCAGUACACGGCCUACGGAGGCACGGAGGGGUCAAUGCUCUCUGCACUACACUCCUUCAUAGACAGUGAGCACCAGCCUUUUCAUGACGUUAACUCCCUGUACUGUGGUUCACUGCUGACUAUAAAGAACUACAUGUCAAACUCCUAUUUUAACAUUUGAAAUAUUAUAUUGAUCUGCUUUAUUGAGGUCUUUAUUAAAGUCUUUAUCUGUCAACAGGCACUUGAAAAGGUGGCCCAUUGUCAACUUCUUUAUCCGCAUUAGUGAUUGAACUUUUGGCAAUUUCCUAAAAAGGAGUGAGUGGUUUACAUCACCUCUAGCCAAAGAAAAAUACAAGUUUAGUUAAUUUGUUAAUGAUUUGAUGUUAUAUUUAAAAAUCUACAUACAAGAUACAAGAUGUACAUUGAAAAUAAAUACAUUUCAAAGAUUUGUUAAUUAACUUUGGCAUUAGUAAAUAGUCAGAAUUGUCCAAAAUAAUAUUUGGAAGGAUGAAUAAUAAAGGUCAUACAUAAUUACUACGUACACAGGUCACAGUUACCAUCACUGCUCAUGAAAUGAAACCAGCUGUUAUUUAAUAGAUUUCAACAAUCCACUGUUGCUGUUUCUUCAAAUAUACAUUUGUCAUUUUUCGUAUUUCACGGAAAGUCACAACAACUAUUGUGUGCCCGGGAAUCAGAUCUCAGGAUUGACAUUUUUUGUAAUCUUCAGUCAAACUUUUGACCUUAGACAAAAGAAGCUUAAUGAUGACGCUCAAGCUUUUACUAAUGUCUUAAUAUUUAGUUCAAUAUAAGCUUAUAUUUAUAAUGACUGCAGUGCUCUCUGUGUGCCCGCAGUACACUCCCCUCCAUCAAUGUUUCAACCGCUGCUGCCAGCCCACGCCAUGACCUCCCUGCCUGUGUCUCACGCCUGAGCUGCUCACGCACGCACACACACACACACACACACAC
Molecule: messenger RNA, 2026 nt
Organism: Eleginops maclovinus (Patagonian blennie)
Lineage: Eukaryota; Metazoa; Chordata; Actinopteri; Perciformes; Eleginopidae
Product: LIM/homeobox protein Lhx8
Exons: 8
Coding region: 219-1241 (340 amino acids)
Biological process (GO): forebrain neuron development; regulation of transcription by RNA polymerase II; neuron differentiation
Cellular component (GO): nucleus
Molecular function (GO): DNA-binding transcription factor activity, RNA polymerase II-specific; RNA polymerase II transcription regulatory region sequence-specific DNA binding
Source: RefSeq, a predicted model, not a curated record